AUGGAGAACUCCAAUUCCACCAGCUCCCCGUCGUCGUCUUCUCCUUCUUCUUCCUCUUCUUCGGCUUCAGUUCAGGAGGAGCCAGAGUACCUGGCGCGGUACAUCGUGAUCAAGCACUCUUGGCGCGGGAGGUACAAGCGGGUUCUUUGCCUCUCGAACGCCGCGAUUGUUACACUGGACCCCGGCUCGCUUACCGUGACGAAUUCUUACGAUGUGGCGACUGAUUUCGAAGGGGCGUCGCCGAUUGCUGGGCGGGAUGAGAAUUCGAGUGAGUUUAAUUUGAGUGUGAGGACGGAUGGGAAAGGGAAGUUCAAAGGGGUGAAGUUCUCUUCCAAGUAUAGAGCUAGUAUAUUGACGGAGCUGCAUAGACUGAGGUGGAAUAGGCUUGGUGCAGUUGCGGAGUUCCCGGUGUUGCAUUUGAGGAGACGGAAUGGAGAAUGGGUACCGUAUAAAAUGAAAAUUACUUACAUCGGGGUAGAAUUGAUUGAUUUGAGAUCUGGAGAUCUUCGCUGGUGCUUGGACUUCAGAGAUAUGAAUUCCCCUGCAAUUAUGCUCCUUACAGAUGCUUAUGGGAAGAAAAGUGAUCAUGGUGGUUUUGUUCUUUGCCCUUUGUAUGGAAGAAAAUCUAAAGCCUUCCAAGGUUCUUCGGGAACCACAAGCGCAGCAAUUAUCUCAAAUUUGACCAAGAUGGCUAAAUCAACAGUUGGGCUGUCACUGGUGGUUGACAGCUCUCAGUCACUGACUGUGAUGGAGUAUAUGAAGCGAAGAGAAAAAGAAGCAGUUGGAGCCGCAGAAACCCCAUGUGGUGAUUGGUCAGUAACCAGGUUGCGUUCUGCUGCUCAUGGAACUUUAAAUGUCCCUGGAUUGAAUUUGGGAGUUGGUCCUAAAGGUGGGCUUGGAGAGCAUGGUGAUGCUGUCUCCCGUCAACUAAUCCUGACUAGGGUUUCUCUUGUUGAAAGGCGCCCUGAAAACUAUGAAGCUGUUAUUGUUCGUCCUUUAUCCGCUGUAAAUUCACUUGUCCGAUUUGCGGAGGAGCCCCAAAUGUUUGCUAUCGAGUUCAACGAUGGGUGUCCAAUCCAUGUGUAUGCAAGCACAUCUCGAGACAAUUUACUGGCAGCUGUGCGGGACAUGUUGCAAAUAGAAGGUCAAUGCCCUGUCCCUAUUUUGCCAAGGCUCACAAUGCCUGGGCAUCGCGUUGAUCCCCCUUGUGGGCGAGUCCAUUUACUAAUAGGACCUCAGCGCCCUAUUGCGGAUUUGGAAAGUGCAUCUAUGCAUUUGAAACAUUUAGCAGCAGCUGCUAAAGAUGCUGUUGCCGAAGGCGGCUCACUUCCUGGCUCAAGAGCUAAACUGUGGCGUAGAAUUAGGGAGUUCAAUGCAUGUGUUCCAUAUACUGGAGUCCCUCCUAGUGUUGAAGUACCUGAGGUAACUUUAAUGGCACUGAUUACGAUGCUUCCAGCGGCUCCAAAUCUCCCCCCAGAGUCUCCUCCUUUGCCACCUCCUUCUCCUAAGGCCGCGGCGACAGUGAUGGGUUUUGUUGCGUGUUUACGUAGAUUGUUGGCUUCAAGGGCUGCAGCUUCUCACGUGAUGUCUUUUCCGGCUGCCGUUGGGAGAAUAAUGGGUUUACUCAGAAAUGGUUCUGAGGGUGUGGCAGCAGAAGCUGCUAGCCUUGUUGCUUCUCUUAUUGGAGGUGGUUCUGGGGAUCCAGGUUUUCUGGCAGACUCUAAGGUUGAGCAGAAUGCCACGACGAUGCACACCAAGUCUGUCUUGUUUUCUCAUAGUGGUUAUGUCACUAUCAUUGUUAACAGACUGAAACCCAUGUCCGUGUCACCUUUAUUGUCAAUGGCCAUUGUGGAAGUUCUUGAGGUUAUGAUAUGUGAACCUCAUGGUGAAACUACCCAAUACACAGUGUUUGUUGAAUUAUUACGGCAAGUCGCUGGGUUACGGCGGCGUUUAUUUGCACUCUUUGGACAUCCAGCUGAAAGUGUGAGGGAAACAGUUGCAGUGAUUAUGCGUACAAUUGCCGAGGAAGAUGCAAUUGCGGCAGAGUUCAUGCGUGAUGCUGCCCUGCGCGAUGGCGCUUUGCUGAGGCAUCUGUUACAUGCAUUUUAUCUUGCUGUUGGUGAAAGACGGGAAGUUAGUCGACAACUUGUGGCUCUGUGGGCUGAUUCAUAUCAACCCGCUCUUGAUUUAUUGUCUAGAACCUUACCUCCAGGGCUUGUUGCUUAUUUACACACUCGGACUGAAUCUUCAGAUACAAAUCAAGAGGAAUCGCUCAUCAGUAGGAGACAAAGACGUUUGCUUCAACAAAGAAAAUUCCGUAACGUAGGAGGUAUCACAUCUCAAGAGAAUCCCUCGACUUAUGGUAAUAACUAUGAGGCCGGUGAUCUAGGCAGACAAGCAAAAUCUAGUGCUUUUAGAGGGUCAGAUAACUAUCCAAAAUCUGGGAUAGAUUCAAAUUCUGGUCAUUCAUCUGCUGCCCACACGGUCGAAAAUUUAGCUGGUGAAGUUCCUCCCCAAAUGAGGACGACACAAAUUGAUAAUGCAUCCGGGAGUGAUCCAGCUUAUAUGCCAUCAACCAUUUCAAACGAGGCAUCAGAAGCAAAUGCUUCAAAUUCAGUGAACACCGAUUCACAAGAAUAUGGAUUCCAGACAGGUGUUCCAGCUCCUGCUCAGGUUGUUGUGGAGAGUACACCUGUGGGUUCUGGUCGGCUACUUUGUAAUUGGCAUGAAUUUUGGAAGGCUUUUAGCCUUGACCAUAAUCGUGCGGACUUAAUCUGGAAUGAACGCACAAGACAAGAGCUGAGGGAGGCAUUGAAAGAUGAGGUUCAUAAACUAGACAUUGAAAAGGAACGCUCAGAAGAUAUUGUUUCAGGAGCUGCUGCUGGAGAGGCAGAUACUGGACAAGAUAGUGUGCCCCAGAUAUCAUGGAAUUAUACCGAGUUCUCUGUUCGUUAUGCAAGCUUGUCAAAAGAAGUUUGCGUUGGUCAAUAUUAUCUGCGGCUGUUGCUUGACAGUAAUAGCAACGGGAGAGCACAAGAUUUUCCAUUGCGUGAUCCAGUAGCUUUCUUUAGAGCUCUCUACCAUCGGUUUCUAUGUGAUGCUGACACAGGGCUUACAGUUGAUGGUGCAGUUCCUGAUGAACUUGGUGCAUCUGAUGACUGGUGUGAUAUGGGUAGAUUGGAUGGUUUUGGGGGAGGCGGAGGUUCAUCAGUUAGAGAGCUUUGUGCUAGAGCGAUGGCUAUAGUCUACGAACAGCAUUGUAGUGUGAUUGGACCUUUUGAGGGCACUGCACAUACAACAGUUCUUUUAGAUCGGACAGAUGAUAGAUCACUGAGGCACCGGCUUCUCCUUCUGUUGAAGGUUUUAAUGAAAGAUUUAGCUAAUAUAGAGGCUUGCGUUCUGGUUGGAGGAUGUGUAUUGGCUGUUGAUCUUCUAACUGUGGCUCAUGAAGCUUCAGAAAGGACCGCUAUCCCUUUGCAAUCAAACUUAUUAGCUGCUACAGCUUUCAUGGAACCUCUUAAAGAAUGGAUGUACAUCGAUAAAGAUGGUGCAGAAGUCGGUCCUGUAGAAAAGGAUGCUAUUCGACGGCUCUGGUCUAAAAAAGCUAUUGACUGGACCACAAAAUGUUGGUCUUCUGGGAUGGCUGAGUGGAAGAGAUUACGCGAUAUUCGUGAACUUCGUUGGACCAUGGCUAUUCGUGUUCCUGUCCUCACAGCAUCUCAGGUAGGCGAUACUGCAUUAACUAUACUGCACAGCAUGGUGUCUGCGCAUUCGGAUUUAGAUGAUGCUGGAGAGAUUGUUACCCCGACCCCCAGGGUGAAACGUAUCUUGUCUAGUCCCCGUUGCCUUCCCCAUAUUGCACAGGCCAUGCUGUCUGGAGAACCUAGUAUAGUGGAGGCUGCUGCAGCAUUGUUGAAGGCUGUUGUUACAAGAAAUCCCAAGGCCCUGAUACGCCUUUACAGCACUGGUGCAUUCUAUUUUGCCCUAGCCUAUCCGGGAUCCAAUCUACAAUCUAUUGCGCAGUUGUUUGCUGUGACCCAUGUCCAUCAAGCAUUCCAUGGUGGUGAAGAAGCUGCAGUUUCUUCUUCAUUGCCUCUUGCCAAACGCAGCGUACUGGGAGGGCUUCUCCCGGAGUCUCUCUUGUAUGUGCUAGAGCGGAGCGGACCAUCUGCAUUUUCUGCAGCCAUGGUAUCUGAUUCUGAUACUCCAGAGAUUAUUUGGACACACAAAAUGCGAGCAGAAAAUCUUAUUCGUCAGGUCUUGCAGCAUCUUGGCGAUUAUCCCCAAAAGUUAUCGCAGCACUGCCAUACCUUAUAUGAUUAUGCUCCUAUGCCCCCUGUAACUUAUCCAGAGCUAAAAGAUGAAAUGUGGUGUCAUCGUUAUUAUCUGAGGAAUCUUUGUGAUGAAAUCCGCUUUCCAAAUUGGCCAAUAGUGGAGCAUGUGGAGUUCUUACAGUCGUUAUUAGUUAUGUGGCGUGAAGAGUUGACGAGGAGGCCUAUGGACCUUUCUGAAGAGGAAGCCUGCAGGAUAUUAGAGAUAUCCCUGGAAGAUGUAUCAAAUGAUAACAGUAGGAGGAGCUCUUUUGAUAUUUCUGUAGAGAGUAAUAAUAUAUCUAAGCAGAUUGAGAACAUUGAUGAAGAGAAACUCAAGAGGCAAUACAGGAAACUUGCAAUGAAGUAUCACCCUGACAAGAAUCCCCAGGGCAGGGAAAAGUUUCUUGCUGUACAGAAAGCUUAUGAACGCCUUCAGGCCACCAUGCAAGGCUUGCAAGGUCCUCAGCUUUGGAGAUUGUUGCUGCUAUUGAAAGGGCAAUGCAUUCUGUAUAGAAGAUAUGGAUACGUAUUGGAGCCUUUCAAAUAUGCUGGAUAUCCGAUGCUGCUUAAUGCAGUUACAGUGGACAAGGAUGAUAACAACUUUCUAUCUUCUGAUAGGGCACCUCUACUUGUUGCAGCUUCAGAGCUUAUUUGGCUGACAUGUGCAGCUUCCUCAUUGAAUGGUGAAGAGCUUGUACGAGAUGGGGGGAUCCAGCUGCUGGCAGUUCUUCUUUGUCGGUGCAUGAUGGUUGUUCAGCCAACUACUUCUGCAAAUGAACCGCCUGCUACAAUUGUUACAAAUGUCAUGCGAACCUUUUCUGCGUUGAGCCAGUUCGAGGGUGCUAGGACAGAGAUCCUUGAAUUUUUUGGACUUAUUGAGGACAUUGUCCACUGCACUGAACUUGAGCUAAUGCCUGAAGCUGUUGAUGCUGCUCUCCAGUCUAUUGCCAACCUGUCUGUAUCCUCAGACUUGCAGCGUGCAUUUUUGAAGGCUGGGGUGCUUUGGUAUCUUUUGCCUUUGUUGCUCCAGUAUGAUUCAACUGCUGAGGAAUCUGAUAACUCCGAAUCACAUGGUGUGGGUUCAAGCGUUCAAAUAGCUAAAAAUAUGCUUGCUAUUCGAGCAUCUCAGGCUUUGUCUAGGCUUAGUGGGUUGUGCAUUGAUGAGGAUCUAGCACCUUAUAAUGGUCCAGCUGUUGAUGCCCUCAGGGCGCUGAUGACUCCUAAACUUGCCACCAUGCUCAGAGAUCAAAUGCCAAAAGACUUAUUGUCCAAACUGAACUCUAACUUGGAAUCUCCAGAGAUAAUUUGGAAUUCUUCCACCCGAGGAGAAUUGCUGAAAUUUGUUGACCACCAACGUGCCAGUGCAGACCCUGAUGGUUCUUAUGACUUGAAAGAUUCACAUGCCUUUUCCUAUGAUGCACUCUCCAAAGAACUCUUUGUAGGCAAUGUUUACUUGAGGGUCUACAAUGAUCAGCCAGACUCGGAGAUCAGUGAGCCAGAAGUAUUCUGUGUUGCAUUAGUUGAUUUCAUAUCUGGUCUGGUGAACAGUCAAACUGGUAGUGUUUCUGAUGUUGAGAAGGAACAUAGUCCCAGCAGUUCCUCCCGGGAGGCAUCUGAGAUUCAAGACAACUUUGCAGAUGAAUCUUUGAAUGGGCAGCAUGUACCUGUUGAAUCGGCGCCAGCCCCCGUCUCAGACGAAAAAUCGACCGAUAAGGAAGAGACUACUCUGGUUAAGAAUCUUCGAUUUGCAUUGACAUCGCUUAAGAACCUUUUGAUUAGCAAUCCGAGCUUAGCAUCAAUAUUUUCCUCCAAGGAGAAGCUGCUACCUCUUUUUGAAUGUUUCUCUGUACCAAUAGCAUCAGAAAGCAACAUCCCUCAACUUUGCCUGGGUGUCCUUUCUCUUUUGACUGCAUAUGCUCCUUGCUUGGAAGCUAUGGUUGCUGAUGGAUUUAGUCUUCUCCUUUUACUACAAAUGCUUCACUCUUGUCCUGGCUGCCGUGAAGGGGUUCUUCAUGUUCUUUAUGCGUUGGCCAGCACUGCAGAGCUUGCUUGGGCUGCUGCCAAGCAUGGUGGAGUUGUGUACAUCCUUGAACUUCUUUUGCCUGUUCAAAAAGAUAUUCCGUUGCAGCAGAGAGCAGCAGCAGCUUCAUUACUGGGAAAGCUUGUUGGGCAGCCAAUGCAUGGUCCUAGAGUUGCUAUAACCCUGGCAAGGUUUCUACCAGAUGGCCUGGUAUCAAUUAUUAGGGAUGGACCUGGUGAGGCUGUUGUAUCUGCACUUGAACAGACAACAGAGACACCAGAACUUGUGUGGACACCAGCAAUGGCAGCAUCUUUGUCUGCCCAAGUUGCAACCAUGGCAUCAGACUUGUACCGGGAACAGAUGAAAGGUCGGGUAAUAGAUUGGGAUGUGCCUGAGCAAACCUCUGGAAACCAGGAAAUGAAAGAUGAACCACAGGUUGGUGGCAUCUAUGUCAGGUUAUUCUUGAAAGAUCCAAAGUUCCCACUACGAAAUCCAAAAAGAUUCCUAGAAGGGCUACUCGAUCAGUAUUUGUCAUCCAUUGCUGCAACACAUUAUGAGACACAAGCUGUUGAUCCGGAGCUUCCUUUGCUUCUCUCAGCGGCUUUAGUUUCACUGUUGCGAGUAUAUCCUGCACUUGCAGAUCACGUCGGUUACCUUGGAUAUGUGCCCAAGCUUGUUGCUGCAGUAGCUUAUGAGGGAAGACGAGAGACGAUGGCAUCUGAUGAGAUGAACAAUGGCAGCAGCUAUGCAGAAGACACUUCGAGUGAAUUUGAUGAGGGAUCAAGUCCACCUGCACAAACUCCUCAAGAACGAGUACGCCUGAGUUGUUUGCGUGUCUUGCAUCAGCUUGCUUCAAGUACGAUAUGUGCUGAAGCUAUGGCAGCAACUAGUGCAGGAUCACCACAGGUUGUUCCCCUUCUAAUGAAAGCUAUAGGGUGGCAAGGUGGAAGUAUACUAGCUCUUGAGACUCUGAAACGUGUAGUAGUUGCUGGUAAUCGUGCUCGGGAUGCACUGGUUGCCCAAGGACUCAAGGUUGGUCUUGUGGAAGUACUGCUUGGACUUCUUGACUGGAGAGCUGGGGGACGGAAUGGACUUCGGUCGCAGAUGAAGUGGAAUGAAUCUGAAGCAUCUAUCGGCACAGUGCUUGCAGUUGAGGUUUUGCAUGCAUUUGCAACUGAAGGAGCUCACUGUAGCAAAGUCCGAGAGUUGCUGGACUCCUCUGAUGUGUGGCGCGCGUACAAGGACCAGAAACACGAUCUCUUCUUACCAUCCAGUGCCCAAUCUGCUGCGGCAGGAGUUGCGGGUCUUAUUGAGAGUUCGUCGUCAAGACUAACGUAUGCCCUUCCAGCUCCGUCAGCAGGCUCCCAAGGGAGACCGCCAGCACCCAACAAUAAUCAGUUUUAG
Molecule: messenger RNA, 7737 nt
Organism: Linum trigynum
Lineage: Eukaryota; Viridiplantae; Streptophyta; Magnoliopsida; Malpighiales; Linaceae
Source: the annotation of a GenBank genome assembly